GAGAAGUGUUUCAAAAAUCGAUACUCGGAGCUGUCAGACGGAAAAAUUUCAAUACAACAAAUUUUCCUCAAUUAUCAGUGAAUUCUGACCCAAUUUCGCCUUCCUCGUGCGUCAGUGUUCACGCAAAUGUGCCAGUGGUAGGAGGGUGAGUGCAAUUUCCGGGGGUGAUGAAUGUGUCAAGGAAUAGUGAAUGUGAGAAAAUUCCCCAGUGUUCUGUUCUUUCUUUUCCAGAUGUUGGGACCCCAUUUGACCUUUGUUCUCAGCCAUGAAUCUCAAAUAGAGGGAUUCACCUGGCAUUUGGAUUAGAUGUGGACGAUAAGUGAAUAAAUCAGGAAUAUGGUAGUGUGACAAUAUUUGGUGUUUCCUCUUUUGGUGCAAGUGCACAGGCCAUUGAAUGAACUGCGUGAUUCCUGACAGAGACAAUGGGUGGCUCAGUGAGUCAAGUGUUCAGGUCCGGGAGUGCUAGGGAUGGGCGUAAUGUGUCCGGAUCGACAAUUGACAAGGUUCAGACAAUCUUUGAGAUACUCUGUUCCAAUCCUCGCAUCUCCAUUCACACAUUGGAAGCCCUUCUGGUGCAGAUACCAAAAAAUGAAAAUAUCCUGGCAAUUCAUGAUGAUUCCGGAUACAAUUUACUGCAGAAGAGUGUAGCUAUUAAUCACAUUGAGCUAGUACGCUGGCUUCUCCAGAGACACUGCCCUGACGUCAAUAGAUGUCCUUGUUCCCUUCCCUUGCACAUUGCCUGCCUCAAGGGUCAUGAGGAGUGCGUGGAGUUGCUCUUAAAGCACGGAGCUCGCAUCGACACAGAGGCCCGAAUGUGCUUCCCCGGAUUGCACUCUCUCAACUGUGAGGAGCGCGGAAAGUACAAAAAUGUUGCUGUCUGUGAUCGUCCCAACAGCAAAUUACAAAAUGCUGUGUGCUAUGCAAUCGAUGGGGAUCAGAUAAAUGUCCUCAACAUCCUGGCCCAGAAGAUGGAAGAGCCAUGGAUACCAUUUCGGGUGAAGAAGCCUCUGUUGCAUUUGGCCUGCGAACGAGGUGCCUGGAAAUGUGUCCAGCAAUUGGUUAUUACGCGUUCAGAUGAGAUUAAUCUCAUCAAGGAUGAGUACUAUCCCAUUCAUCAGGCCAUUCUGCAUGACACGAGAUUCCUGGAAUUGCUCAUUCAGCAUGGAGCUGUAACUACUGUGAGGACAUGUACUCAGCAGAUGACCUUGUUGCAUGUUGUUCUCCUGCACGCGAGAAAAUCCGCUGAAGAUGUUUUGCAUACCCUGAGAAUUUUGCUGGAACGUGGUGGCUGUAAGGAGCUGAUAAAUGCCCCAGAUUCUCUUGGAAAUACUCCCCUUCAUGCUGUUAUCGUGCGCUAUGCGCUAGAGGAGGCCAAAUAUGGGUAUGAUAAGUGGAAUAAGUGGGAUGUGUUGCAUUUAGUGCGGUUCCUGCUGCAAAAUGGAGCCAAAAGUUCCAUCAAUCAGGCCGGGAAUAGCGCUCUGGCUUGUGUCUUUCGGCACAUCCGGGACUGGGAGGUGUGCUAUGAAUUGCUCAAUAUGAUGAUUAAGGAGGAUGGUGAUCCAAAUAUUGUGGGCCGGGAUGGAUCAGUACCGUUGAUGGUGUGCCUUGUGCCGUUGAUUAACAAAGAUCCUCUACAUCAUUUUACGCAUUCGAUGAAGGUGUGCUUCCUCAAUUGCAUUCGAAUUUUGCUGGAACGUGGCGCCAAUCCCAAUUGUUCGUAUCGAUCGAAUCUGACACCUCUGCAUGUUCUCAUAUUUACGGUUAGCGAGAAUUUUACACUGAAUUGUGACACUCAGAAGAGGGCCAAUUUUGACUUUAUCAAGAAUAUCCUGCAACUGUUGCUGCAGCAUGGCUUGGAUUGCAAUGUGACAUCACAGACAAUUCUGCACUCUGUGAUGGAUAUGGUGCAGAAUGUCCGAACGUGCCCGGACAUGGCGUGUAUUCAUGAGCUGACGCUUCUUUUGCUGCAGUAUGGCAAUGAUCCCAAUAUCAAUUUGGCGGGAAAACAGAUGACAGGGACAGCGGCGGAGGUUGUUAGAGCCGAUGCAACUGAAGAUGCACCUGGUCAGGAUACCAAUCCCACCGCCAAUUCCAACAAUAGUCGCUCCAAUGAACCCUUUCGCAAUUCCUUCCGCAGCAACAGUCGCAACUACAUUCUGUUCUACUUCAUUUCGCUGAUAACGAAAAAGGAGUUCCUGCUGAUGGACCGAGAAGCCACAUACACACGAAUAAUCCAUUUACUCUACUACUCAAUGCAACACGAGCCUCUCUAUGCCUGCCUCAAGAGUCUGCACAAUCUCUACUUGACGCAGGUGCCCAAUAAGACAACGGAAAGUCUCAUAGCACUCAUUGCCAUGCUGUACAAGAGGCCGCGCAGCCUCAAGCAGAUGUGUCGUGUUAGGAUCUACGAAAGUAUCAAUAGGAAGCUCGCUCAAAAUAUUAACAGACUGAAUCUGCCAGGACUUCUCAAGGACUACGUUCUAAAUUUUGAAUCUUAAUUUUUUUUGUCUCUCACUUGUGCUCUCAACAAAAUAAAAACUCAUCUUUGGCAUCAAAGGGCACAAUAUAGACGAAGAGGAACAAAAGAAGUGAAUUUAGAAGGGAUACCCCGAGGGGUUUGUUACUGUCGUACUUUUCCAUGAAAAUCUCUUGUUCGGUAAGUUAAUAGAGAAAAAAUCGACAAAAAUUAAAUGGCUUUAAAAUUUUAAGUAUUUUUGAUAUUUUUUGUUAUUUAAUUCCAAGCAAAAUUCGAAUGUUUUAUUAUGUUCUAAAUCCAAUGAAAUGCUUAGAAAUGAUGCAGCUGUCUAUUAUGUGCUAGAACCUUUUCCUGAAUUUUAUUUAAAACAGUUCUAGAAAUAUAUUUUUCCAAUUUCCUGAUUUUUUUAGAACAAAAGAGGUGAAGUACUAAAAAAAUAUUUUAGGAUAGUUCCAUAAUUUUUAUUGUUAAUUUAUAAAUUUUCUACCUUUUCUACCCAGUUUGUUUUUAGAACAAAGGGUUGAAAAAAUGCCUCGGUGUUUCUUAAAGCUUUUUAAACAGGAUAAACUUACUCAAAAAAAAAAUGCAAUAUUUAAAAAUCAUCCAGUGCCUACAUUUUCUUGAAAAAUAUGCAGAUUUUAUCUUGAAUUUAUCAAUUUCUAUUAUAAAGAUUGUUUUUAGAUCAGGGCAAAGGAAUAAACUCAACACAGAAAAAAAUAUUUUGUAAAAUUGUUCGUAAAUGUUUGUGAAAUCCUAUGGCAGAAAUACGAAAUGCUUGUGAAUCGUAUAACCCACCUUUUUUUCACAAACAUAAAAUGAUCAUUUGACGAACAUUUUUUGUCCUUUUACAAACAUUUGUUCGUAAAUGUUCGUAAACACACAAAAAAAUGUUCGUAAAAUUUUGUCAUUUGUUCGUAAAUUUUUGCCAGACAAACAAAAAUUUACGAACAAAUACGAACAAAGGACAAAAUUUUACAAAUAUUUUUUUGUGUGUUUACGAACAUUUACGAACAAAUGUUUGUAAAAGUACAAAAAAUGUUCGUCAAAUGAUCAUUUUACAAACAAUGUUUGUGAAAAAGUACAAAAUUUUACGAACUUGUUUGUGGGUUAUGUGAUUCACGAGCAUCUCGUAAGUCCUCCAUAGGAUUUCACAAACAUUUACGAACAAUUUUACAAAAUAUUUUCUGUGAAUGCAGUACUAAAAUAUAAUAAUAAUACUAUCACAACAUUCCAUGAAGGAACUAGGCCUUCCCACAAGGGGAUUUCUAGACGUGCAUUAUUAUUUUUUCUUGUACGGGAUGAGAUUGUCAGUCCUAUGCCCGUGGAAUCAAAUGCAGUGAAGCUCACUGGAUGCAAUCCGAACACCUUUAACGCCAGAAAAAUUCCUGGUGACCUAAAGGGGAUUCGAACCCGGGACACUUGCAUCAUAGAGCGAGUGCUCUACCACUUGACCCAUUGAGUGCCCUCUCAUUAUAAGGGCAACUAUUUUACUUCUUGAGAAAUUAAUAACCUGUGCUAUCUGACGUUAUUCAGGGUUUUCUUUAACAUAACCUCACUUUUCAACAUAACCUCUUGUUUUAGUUUGCAGUACUAAAACCGAAGGUAAAUGUUGGAGUUUCCCAUUACGUUAAUAAAGAGCAGGCUAAUUAAUUUUAAAAGUUUAUAUUUUAAUUGCAUUAAAAACAACAUUGAAACUAGAAUCCGUUUUUUUUGUUUGAAAGAACUGGCUCCUUAUUUUUUUAGUACAUUUUUAGUACUUCACGGACUUUAUUAAUUUUAUUUGGGCUAAAAUGAAACUUAAUGUAAAAAUUUUUGAGUUUGGGAUAGAAUGCAGAAGUUUCCAGAAAAACUUAUAUUGAAAUUUUGAGGUCACAUAUGUUUUAAGAAAUGCCUACGAUUCCUGCGAGAACCCAGUAGAGUAACUGUACCAAAUUCCGAAAUAGUUGAAUGCAAACGCCAAAGUUUUAAAUUUGAAACGUUAAAUACAAAUUUUUUUUUGUUACUUAUUUUUAAGGAGUGUUGCUUAGAACCUCUUUAUUUGAUAUAGAACUCUUUGUUUUCUUAAAAGUAAUUCUUAAUACAUUUCAAAAUGAAUAAAACUAUAAACAUAGCUUUAGGUAACAUUUCGGACAUCCUGAUUCUCAUAGGGUAAAUGUCCUAAUUCAAAACGAUCUCCAGAUGCUCUUUGACAGAAGAUUCAACACAUUAAGUUCAUUUUUUAUCUGAAGAAGAUUACAUAAAUUUGCUCCUUGACUCUUCUAGAAUGUUACUGUUUAGUGAAAAUUCUUUAGAUAUAAUUUGAAAACUUCUUAAAUACAAGAAAAAUAUGCGAGUGCAAAACGCUGCUAUUGGAAACAAAUUAAUCCAAAUGGAGACAAGGGAAAUUUUUUAAUUGGAGACAAAUAGUGUAAGUGAAACCGCGACGAAAGGCUUCUAAAAUCUUGUUGAGUUGCUCUUGAGGAUUUAUUCUUAUUCCUGGUCUUUUUUCCUUUUCCAUCUGAGACAUUAAGAAAAUUUCUCUAAAAAAAAUCAUAUUUCCGGUGUUUCCUAUUAAAGCAUUUGCAGAAACUUCAGAAAACCCCUUUUUGCUCACGAAAUAAGAUAAUUAUUUCAUUUGAAAACUUCACGUAUCGUUAACAAUAAAUAUUAACGCUUAAUUUCACAUAAUUUCACCAGAAGUAUUACAUAAAUAAAAAAUAAAAAAAACGAAUAAAGAACAAUCAGCCUAUUGUGUUUUCAUUGGAAAUUAUGGUUGAUCGAUGAAAAAUUCGAUGGUGAAAAGGUACACUUUUAAUUUUUCUGAGAAAUUUAUAAAUUGAAAUUUGUGAAUAUGAAUGGAUUUUCGCUUUGUUUGGAGUAAAAUUAACUAAAUAAUGAAACUGAGGUAUAGAAAAUAUAUUAAAAAAAAUUAAUACUGUAUUUAUCAUGGAAAAAAAUAAUGUUUCCAUUUGGAGUAUCGAAAAGUUUCUAUUUGGAACAGGUUUUGAAUUAGCUUAAUUUACCCUUUACUCUUUGGGAAUUUUUCCAAAGUCUUUUUCAUGUCAUCUCGUUCGUUGAAGCAACAUUUUUUGUUUUCUUUUUUGAUUUGUAUAACCUCUAUAGUUGGUUAAGAUGGGGUAAUUUGGAAUCAUGUCUUAUAUAGAACUUUGAGAUUUCUUAAGUUUCAGAUGACAAAAGAAUAAAACAACGAAGAAGUACUUACGAAUGUAAAGUCCUUGUACUUCUUAGUGGUUUUAUUUUUCUUUUCGGACCGUCUGAAAUAGUGGAAAAAUCUUAAAAUUCCAAAACAGAGAUGAUUCCGAAUUACCCCGUCUUACCCUACGCAAAAACUAAAAAUUAAUGAACAUUUGAGGAACAAAAGUGGCCGAAAUUGCAAACUGGCCGAAAUUCAGUACAGUUACCCUAUUUUUUUACUGAAUAAAAUUAUUGAAUUCAUUUAAAUACAUCAGGAUUAUGAAAAAAUCCAAGCACUUUUCUUACAAAUAAAUUAAAAUAUCAGCUAAUAUAUUGUUUUUAAAAUGAGUUAAAUCAUUUUAAGUAAUGGACAUAAUGUUUUUUACAAAAUUUAUAUGUAAUUCGGAUUUUAAAUAAUUCCCGUUUUACACAAACCUUUUUCGGUUUUGUAUUUUGGAAAAGGUCAAUUUCUGAUUAAAAUCUGUCUUGAAAUAAUUUAUUAUCACAUUUUCAUUGAGUUUUGAAAGCACAACGUAAGUGAAAGGAAACUGUAACCAUUUUAUGUAUUACUCGGUACUUUAUUGUUGGUUAAAAUAUAAGCCACACCUUUAAGUUUCUUAACAGUAAGGAAAAAAACCAGAAGAAAUCACAUUUUAAGGCCAAGGCAUCUAAUCUACGGGUUCGAGCAUCUCAUUAAUUUUGUCUAACAUUUUUUUUGUAAUGCAAAAAUUUUAAAUUUUGGGAGUAACAAACCCCUUGGAUGACCUUCAUGCAUUCGCCAAGAUCGUCGAGAUAUUUGUUAAGAAGAAUGUUCUAAAUUGUGCAAUUAUCGAAGAGAGAGUGAAGAGAAAAGCAAGAAAAUCAUGUACAUGUACACAUUGUGACCGUGUGAAGGAAAUUUACACGAAAAAUCUUCAGGUUUAUCUGAUCAAAAAAGUAAUUAAUUUAAAAGAAUCUGUAUGGUCAUGUAUUCAUUUGCAAUAUAUUCAAACAAAUAUACAUGAAAUUAUGUUA
This is a messenger RNA of Phlebotomus papatasi, 6664 nucleotides long. Its product is annotated as ankyrin-3. The transcript has 5 exons. The coding region runs from base 423 to 2498 and encodes 691 amino acids. The record is from RefSeq and is a predicted model, not a curated record. Lineage: Eukaryota; Metazoa; Arthropoda; Insecta; Diptera; Psychodidae. Gene Ontology annotation, molecular function: protein binding. Gene Ontology annotation, biological process: intracellular signal transduction.